UCGUAAUAUCAAUGAUACCCUCAAUUUGCAUAAGUUUCCAGAAAACCCAACUAGCCACCGGCUAAAAGCUGUGCAUGUAUGCCCAUCAUCAGCCAAGACAUCAUCCUCUCUCUCUCUGACGGGUCACUCUUCCAUCUAAUUCAACCACCACCCUUCACAGAUUCAAGCAAACCAAAUUCUCUUUUCCAUAAACCCUUUUUCCAAUCCAAUCCAAAAUCUCAAUCUCAUUAAAACCCACUUUCAUCAAACAAAAACCAUAUCAUAAAAUUAAAAAAUAUUCCAAUACAUAAGAGCGUUACAUUAAAACUUCAGUACCGAAUUGUUUUAUGAGAAAUGCCAAGUGUGGCUGUAAAACUCUACAGCGUAUUCUUCAAGUUCCUCUUGAAGCACCGUUUACAAAACCGUAUUCAAUCUCAACCCGAUUUAAAUAACAACUCUAACUCGUUUGGUAUCACUUCACGACCCGAAGAAACCGUCGCAAAUUCUAACCCUUCUUUUACCGACGGUGUCGCUACCAAAGACAUUCACAUCGAUCCUUUCACUUCUCUUUCAAUUCGAAUUUUCCUUCCUCAAUCUGCACUUUCACCACCCGAACCCAAUUCCAAACCUAAAAAGCAAGAUCCCGAACCUGGAUCUGCUACUUCACGGCGGAAUAGUUAUGGUCCACCGUAUAAGGAAGAAGAGUUCCGAGGGAAUUUGUUUGAUGGUACCGGUAGUAAUGGUGUUGAGAGUUUGAAUUUGAUGGGAGCUGGUGUUAACGGUGGUGCUGGAUUAUAUAGAGGUUAUUCGCCGCCUGUGUUGGAUAAUCGACGGAGAAAAUUGCCGGUGAUGUUGCAGUUUCAUGGUGGUGGUUGGGUUAGUGGGAGUAAUGAUUCUGUUGCGAAUGAUUUAUUUUGUAGACGGAUUUCGAAGCUUUGUGAUGUGAUUGUUGUUGCUGUUGGGUAUAGGUUGGCGCCGGAGAGUCGGUAUCCGGCUGCUUUUGAGGAUGGGUUGAAGGUUUUGAAUUGGUUGGCAAAACAGGCGAAUUUGGCUGAGUGUACUAAGUCUAUGGGGGUUGGUAGGGUUGGAGGUGGUAGCCAUGGUGGUGGUGGUGGUGGUGGUGAGUUUAAUAAAUCAGAUGGUCAUAGACAUAUUGUUGAUUCGUUUGGAGCUUCGGUUGUUGAGCCUUGGUUGGCUAGUCAUGGAGAUCCAGCAAGAUGUGUUCUUCUUGGAGUGAGUUGUGGUGCGAAUAUUGCAGAUUAUGUGGCUCGAAAAUGUGUGGAGGGAGGCAAGCUUUUUGAUCCUGUCAAGGUGGUAGCACAGGUCUUGAUGUACCCAUUUUUUGUUGGAAGUGUUCCCACACAUUCUGAAAUAAAAUUGGCAAACUCCUACUUUUAUGACAAGGCUAUGUGCAUACUUGCAUGGAAACUUUUCUUACCCGAGGAAGAAUUUAGUUUGGACCAUCCGGCUGCUAACCCCCUGAUCUCAGGUCGGUCCCCUCCUUUAAAGUUGAUGCCUCCAACAUUGACAGUGGUGGCAGAGCAUGACUGGAUGAGGGAUCGUGCCAUUGCUUACUCAGAGGAGCUCCGGAGGGUGAAUGUUGAUGCACCUGUUCUCGAGUAUAAGGAUGCAGUACAUGAAUUUGCGACACUGGAUGUACUAAUCAAAAGCCCCCAGGCCCAGGUGUGUGUUGAGGACAUUGCCAUAUGGGUCAAGAAAUAUAUUUCACUUCGAGGCCACGAAUUCUCGUAUUGAGUAGGAAUUGAAACAUUAAGAUCAUGAUUCGCCGGUAUAUAUUUACCUUCCCUCAACUUCGAAAUUAGCUUCAAAUCACUCUUUUGUUGCUAUUACCCAGGAUGGUUAUAUUAUUUGAUUGAUUUUGUUGCUUUAUAAGGUGUUGGGUGUUGACUAGUUCCAUGUUUGUACUACCUCAUUAUUUUCCUCUUUUGUAAGAUAGAUAGUAGCAUUAGUUGAGCCAUUGAGAUGCAUAUAGCUCAUGCGUACCAAUCACCGUAGGACAUUUCUGUGCCAUUUUUCAUCUGUAUUAUGAUGUCAUAUUUCUCAUUGAAAUAGUAUCAAAUUUAAUGAGCCAUUCUCUUGGCAUGUGUGUGUAUGUGAUGUCUAAUCCAUCCAUCCACAUGGUAUUAGUUUUAGCUUUUUGUUUGAUGAUGCUAAACUUCAGUGCCUAAUUUGUUUGUUGCCUUAGCUUCA
Messenger RNA from Trifolium pratense (red clover), 2190 nucleotides. Its product is annotated as probable carboxylesterase 11. The transcript has 2 exons. Gene Ontology annotation, molecular function: hydrolase activity. NCBI's taxonomy places the organism in Eukaryota, Viridiplantae, Streptophyta, Magnoliopsida, Fabales, Fabaceae. The record is from RefSeq and is a predicted model, not a curated record. The coding region runs from base 334 to 1734 and encodes 466 amino acids.